AUGACAGAAAAGUUGGUAAAAAUAAACAAACAAUUAGCAAAGACACUAAUUAGUACUGGUUUAAGUAUUAAUCUAAUAAGCAUAGAGUAUGUGAAAAAGAAAAGGCUUACCUGGGAACGUUUGAAAAAAGAAUUAACCAUUGGUCCUGUAGAUGUUGAAGUCAUUGAAUAUAUUUCUGGCAUUGAUGUUGUUGUAUAUAGUGUUGGUGUCAUAGGAGAAAAUGAAAGGUGUCGCUAUAUAAUUCGGUCUGGCCUCAAAAAAGCAAUGUUCAUGAUUUCAGAAAAAUUAAAGAAAAAUGAAAUAAUGAUAAGUAAAGUAAAUACAACAAAUUAUAAAGACCUGAAAAGUUAUGGCCACAAAAUUGAUCAUGUCAAUAAAACUAUUAAAAAAG
Molecule: messenger RNA, 391 nt
Organism: Racocetra persica
Lineage: Eukaryota; Fungi; Glomeromycota; Glomeromycetes; Diversisporales; Gigasporaceae
Source: the annotation of a GenBank genome assembly